AUGGAUGUCGAAGGGGGAAUCGAUAUGCGAGCUGCCCAAGACGACGAAGGGUCCCGCGAGGUCUGCCGUUAUAUUCAGCGUAGCUCUUAUCCCCGGCUCGUUGACAUUAUAAAACGGCGAUGGAGAAAUCUUCGCAUCCGGUGGGGAAAUUUGAUGAAGUUCCAACCAUCCCAGGAAAAUGCGUGUGUCCGAAUUCUUCACAAAGUUCCCGGUUUAAAGCAAAGUGCACAAGCUGGGCUGCAUGUUUUAGCCAGGGCCUUCUGGCUGCUCGUGUUCGUAUUGUGUGUGGGUAUUGUUUUUUACAUCAUCCGGGAAGGAAUUCGGAGAACAAUGGGGCAUCCACUGACUGUUACAUUCGAAACCGAGGAAAUAAACAUUGGAGAUGCUAAAUUUCCACAAGUUGGCAUUGGUCCAAAUGGAGGAUUUAAGUUGUCCUCAAUUAAUGAUGCUAUGAGAAAAUUGCACCAACUGGGAAUGGGCAUUGAGGUCCUGGCCAACGAUGGAUCUGCAUGGACCCAAAACGACGUUGAAGAAGCAAUGAAGGUCAUCGAUCACACCUGUGAUGGUGACGCAACAUAUGCUAGCAAGAAUGGUAUCAAAAUUCAGGACGAGCACACCUCGUUUGCCAGGCAUAUAAACGUACAUGAAACUCAUGUGGACAACGUUUCAUAUGAGGGAGUGAAACAGAGGAUUAUCCCUUUCAUAAGGGAGGGAAUGACAAACUGCGCUGAAAUCAUAAAAGGAUGCCUCUUGAACGGGCAAAGUUACGACUGCAGUGUUUUAUUUAAACAACACUAUUCUGCAUGGGGAAGCACAUGCGUCUUCAACGGGAUUCCUGGGAAAGCAACACGGCGCCAUUCAACAAUUCAAUCCGAGUUGGGGGGAAGCACCAAUGAGGAAGUCGAGCAGUGGAAGCAAGCAGAUUUAGACGAGGAUGUUGCAAAUGUUAACAAAAAGAGCGAUACAACGGAACGCCCUGCGGUACCAUGGAGGCAAAUGGCACCAGGUAAAUUAUCCGGACUAGCAUUCUCCAUAAGAGAAGAACUGGACAACAAAGCUUGCAUUCACAGCGAUGGCACCGGGUUUACGUUGGGCAUUAACAAUCCACGAGACGAGAUGCAAGUAGAACAAUUUGGAGUAACAUUGCCAUAUGGCCGCGAGAUCGACGUUGCGAUAUACCCAGAAGUCCUCCUCGCCGAGAAAGAUGCCAAAGAUAUUGAAUUGGACCGGCGUGGCUGUUACUUCAGCGAUGACGAGGGUGAUGCUCAUUUGGAGUUCUACAGGAAGUAUUCCAGACAGAAUUGCUUGGAGGAAUGUUUCGCAAAAGCAGUUUAUGCAAAGUGCGAAUGCGCCAAAGUCUCAUCUCCUGAGGAAGAAGAAAAAAUGCAUAACCAAGGACUGAAACGUGUGUGCCCAAAGUGUUUGCCUAACUGUCGAGACAUCAAAUACCGGACUUCAGUGACCUCGAGCCAAAUGACAGAAAGACGUAUGAAUGAUUACAAGGAUAUGUACGAUGGUCCCAUGGGAGAUAAGAAGUUCACCAUAUCAGUUGUGAACGUGUUCUUUAUGGUGGACUCGGUCCAUCCAACACGAAGGAGUGCAAGAUACAGCACCUUUGAAGAAGUUGGCCUCGUUGGUGGGACAGUCUCAAUGAUAACUGGCUUAACGUUGUUGGACGUGAUUGAGGUUCUCGUACUAAUCGCCGUAAUAGCCGUUGCAAGGUACAAGGUGUGGAAUAAUCUUCGAAAUAUGGGAGGCCCCAGUUUUAAUUGGACCAUGAGGAUUUUCAAGUUCUUGAGACGGAAUAAUAGGGUGGCUCCCGAGGAAAUAGAGAUGGAUACAGUCCAACCGCGACCUGUCGAAAGGCCACAAAGGUCAGCAUUGGAACGCCCGUUCCAUCCAUACGAGAAUUUUCCUGGAUUUAUUCCCUAA
Molecule: messenger RNA, 1932 nt
Organism: Folsomia candida
Lineage: Eukaryota; Metazoa; Arthropoda; Collembola; Entomobryomorpha; Isotomidae
Product: pickpocket protein 28
Exons: 12
Coding region: 1-1932 (643 amino acids)
Biological process (GO): sodium ion transmembrane transport
Cellular component (GO): membrane
Molecular function (GO): ligand-gated sodium channel activity
Source: RefSeq, a predicted model, not a curated record